CCAUCCAAAACACGCUCUAUUUCAUUAUUAUUCUCUUUUCUCAACAAUAUAUAUAAUACUUUUUUUUUUUUUUUUGGUUUGAAUUUAAUAAGGGUGGUGGUGUUUGAUCUAGCUUGCUGGUUUUCUGGGAUGUGAUUCGGUGAUUUGGGAAUCAGAGGAUGACUACCCGAAACCCCGAAUCGUCUCAGGGAGAUGGCGGUGUUCCUCCUCCUCCUCCGCCUCCUCCGCCUGGUGAUCUGCGUUCUCGUAGUGGCAAUACGGUUUUCAAGAGCGGGCCACUUUUUAUAUCAUCCAAAGGAAUUGGAUGGACAUCCUGGAAGAAAAGGUGGUUUAUUUUAACACGUACUUCUCUGGUUUUCUUCCGAAGUGAUCCAAGUGCUGUUCCCCAAAAGGGGGGCGAAGUGAAUUUGACCCUUGGUGGUAUUGACCUCAACAAUUCAGGCAGCGUGGAGGUCAAAGCAGAUAAAAAACUCCUGACUGUGCUCUUUCCUGAUGGUCGUGAUGGACGAGCUUUCACACUAAAGGCUGAAACUAUGGAGGAUUUAUAUGAGUGGAAGGCUGCACUUGAGAAUGCUUUGGGGCAAGCACCAAGUGCCGCUCAUGUAAUGGGGCAAAAUGGUAUCUUCAGGAACGAUCAGACUGAUUCAGUUGAUAAUUCUUUGGAUCAGUUGAAGGAUAGACAGCCUUUCAAAUCUUCAGUUAUUGGACGGCCAGUUUUAGUUGCCUUGGAAGAUGUUGAUGGAGCUCCGUCUUUCUUGGAAAAAGCCCUCAGGUUUAUAGAAGAGUAUGGCAUCAAAGUAGAAGGGAUCUUGCGUCAAGCCGCCUACGUUGAUGAUGUUGAACAUCGAGUUCGGGAAUACGAGCAGGGAAAAAUUGAGUUUUCUCCAGAGGAGGAUCCACAUGUUGUUGCUGAUUGUGUCAAGUAUGUCCUCCGGGAGUUGCCAUCAUCUCCUGUCCCUGCAUCUUGCUGCAAUGCACUAUUAGAAGCAUGUCGAACUGAACGUGGUACUAGAGUCAAUGCUCUUCGUGGAGCAAUAUGUGAUACGUUCCCAGAACCAAAUCGCCUCUUAUUGCAAAGAGUACUUGUGAUGAUGCAAACUGUAGCUUCUCACAAAGCUGAGAAUCGAAUGAGCUCCUCGGCUGUCGCUGCAUGCAUGGCACCCUUACUUUUGCGUCCCCUUUUAGCUGGUGACUGCGACAUCGAAAAUGAUUUUGACGUUGGUGGUGACGGUUCUGCUCAACUUUUGCAAGCCGCUGCUGCAGCUAACCAUGCUCAAGCCAUUGUUAUAACUUUAUUAGAGGAGUAUGAUAAGAUAUUCAAGGAAGGGUCCAUGUCUCUUGAGCUAUACACUGAGUCAGAAGAGAGUGGAAGUGAGAGUGAGGGGGCAACUGAUGAUGAUGAUGAUGAUGAAUCCUAUGAAGAUGAUGAACAUGGUGAUGCAACUCAGGAAUCUGAUGCAGGUGCAGAUGAGGAUUUUGAAAAUGCAUCAAGUGGAACCUGCAGCGAGAGUGGUGACUCUAGAGACAAUGAUCCUCCGUGCGAUAAUAAGGAUUCUGAUGGUUCAAACUUGGGUGACCAAUCCCCUGAAGUAGAUGCUUCCAUAGACAGUCAGAAGUUGUCAUCAAAUUCAUUUGAAACUUCAUUGCCUCAACAUGACGUUCUACAAACUGGUCGGAGUCUUCCAAAUCAAAGCAAAAAUAGUUCGGUAAUGCAGGUCACUGAAUCUGCUGAACCACUAGGAGAUGCUUCUGAAGAACCAAGUUUGGUUCCUACGUCUACAAGUCCUAGUCCAAUCUCAUUGAUCAGAAAAUCUACAACCAUAUCCAAUGGACCUGCACGUGGUGCUAGGUUUCGCACCAUGUUGGGGCGUAACUCUGCAAGGAAGAACCUUUCCAUGGAAUCCAUUGAUUAUUCCAUAGAAGAAGAAGUUGAAAUCCAGAGGCUUGAGUCAACUAAAACUGAAUUGGAAAACAGAAUUGCAAGAGAGGGUAAAGGGAAUGCAAUUCUGCAAGCCAGUCUGCAAAGACGAAAGAAGGCCUUGCGUGAGCGUCGUCUAGCUCUUGAGCAAGAUGUUGCAAGACUACAGGAACAGUUGCAAAAGGAAAGAGACUUGAGGACAGCUCUUGAAGCAGGAAUGCAGACUUCUCAGGUGCCGUCACGUGUUUUAGCCACUAUAGAUGAAAAGACAAGGGUAGAGCUUGAGGAAAUAGCUCAGGCAGAGGCGUAUGUCAUCAAUUUGAAGAAGAAUGUUGAUGAUCUUGAAUCGCAGCUGAAUCAACAAUGUGAACAUAACUAUGGUCCUAUGCAUGCUUCAAUCAAUCAUACCCAACAAACUCCAAAUAAUCAAGCAAAACGGAAAGAUAAACAGAAGGAUACUGAAGCCACUGCCACUUCACUUCUUGAAACGUCGAGAAGUAAGGGACCAAAUUCAACUACUUUUGCACUGUCAAAGUUGACAACCCGAUUGAACUUUCUGAAGGAAAGGCGCAGCCAACUAGCAAAUGAACUCCAGGAUAUGGAUAGAGGCCAAGGAUCAGCUCAACCUGUCCAAAACCUGGAGAAAGGUAGAGGAUCGGAAUCCCGCCAAUCACUCCAAAACCUGGACAAGGUUCAAAGAAUCGAAGUUCAAUCUGUCCAAAACCCAGACAUAGGUGAACAAGGGGAUUAUUGUACAUUACCUAUGAACUUUGGAGUAGGGAGUAAAGGCCAAUCAUAUGCAAAUCCAGAAAAAUUCAGGAAAUGAGAUAGUCAACCGCUGCUAAAGGCCAAUAUCCCCAUAGCCUGAAGAGGGGAAGAUCAGAAAGCCGUCUGUCUCAAAAUGCAGAAGAGGUCAAUGCUUAGAAGAGUGCCAAUCUUUUCUUCCUCCAAAGACAAAUUUUAGAUGAUAUCAGGUCUUAUAUGAUCACUUGAGUGAUUGUUUUGUGCGUUUGAUGUUGCUUUUAUCAUCGACAAUACGGUUCGUAGAGAGCUUUGAAAGAUGAUGAAACUUGCUGUAUAGAAUUGGCAUAAGGUUGACUUUGAUGCCAAUAUCAAGCUCAAGUCCCUACACCCCACCCACCUACCCACGCAACCCUUACAAUGUACAGAUCAUCCAUCUCCUUCUUGAUUUCUGAAUUUUGCUGGUUCAAAAACAAAGCAGGGUUUUAUAUCAAUGGACUCUGUUGUAUUGGUAAAUACAAUAUUAAUCUUAUUGGAGUUGC
Corylus avellana is the source of this 3201-nucleotide messenger RNA. RefSeq names its product Rho GTPase activation protein (RhoGAP) with PH domain-containing protein (gene REN1). Lineage: Eukaryota; Viridiplantae; Streptophyta; Magnoliopsida; Fagales; Betulaceae. Gene Ontology annotation, biological process: signal transduction. The record is from RefSeq and is a predicted model, not a curated record.